AUGAUGAACGACUCUGUAAUUAAGAAAGUGAAGCGAAGAAGAAAUACAUCGUUUUAUUCUAGAAAUGGUUGUCUGCAAUGUAAGAAAUCGCAUAAAAAAUGCGACGAGUCCCAACCAAAUUGCAAUCAAUGCACCAGGAAGAAACUAGAGUGUGUUUAUCCGAUGAAUAUCAUUGUCGAAAGUUUGAAUUCUCAGAACGGAUUAUGGUCAAAGGAAAGAAUGAAUAACGGCCACACGCUGUCCACUAAUAAAAACAUAAAGGCAUUGACAUUCGGGAAUAUAAAACUGCCCAAGCGGUCCACUCUCGGCGCAAAUAAUAAAGUGGCAAACAUGGUUGCCACUGCAGCGAACGUUUUUCAAUCAAAUAUACAACGCAUGAAUCAUCCAAAUUUAACCACAGACAAACAAACAUUACACUCCACUGCAUUAGAUACAAACGAUCACAACGACGAUCACAAUCACGAUCACAAGCACAAUCACAAUCACAAGCACAAUCACAAUCACAAUCACAAUCACAAUCACAAUCACAGACACGUUAAAACGAAUAAUAAAAGCUAUGAUAAGAACACUAAAGUGGACAGUUCCUCUUUUUUCAUCAGGGAUAGCAUAAAAAUGAUGGAACUAUUGAACCAUGAUGAAGAACUCCAUGACAAUGACGCUUCCACUAAGCACUGUAACAAGGAAAAUUUUUAA
This is a messenger RNA of Tetrapisispora phaffii CBS 4417, 693 nucleotides long. RefSeq names its product Zn(II)2Cys6 transcription factor domain-containing protein. NCBI's taxonomy places the organism in Eukaryota, Fungi, Ascomycota, Saccharomycetes, Saccharomycetales, Saccharomycetaceae. Gene Ontology annotation, biological process: positive regulation of transcription by RNA polymerase II. The record is from RefSeq and is a predicted model, not a curated record. Gene Ontology annotation, cellular component: nucleus. The coding region runs from base 1 to 693 and encodes 230 amino acids. Gene Ontology annotation, molecular function: transcription cis-regulatory region binding; DNA-binding transcription factor activity, RNA polymerase II-specific; zinc ion binding. The transcript has a single exon.